AUGCCCCGGAUUGACACAGUGGCGAUUAUCGGCGCCGGUCCUUCAGGGCUAGCUCUUGCUCUGGCUUUGCACAAGCAAUCCAUUGCCUGCACCCUCUACGAGGCUCGCGCAUCCGCCCUCGACAUUGGCGGCGCUAUGAUGCUGUGUCCCAACGGACUGAGGAUCCUCGACUCUCUGGGCGUGUACAGCCGCAUCCGACCAGAAGGCUAUGAGUUUGAUAAGCUCUACUUCCGCUCCCCGGACGACCAGCCCAUGGACACAUAUGAGUUUGGUGGGGUGGAACAAUACGGCUACCGCGCCAUGUGCAUUUACCGUCAUGUUCUGAUUCGGGAACUCUCUGCUAUGGUUCGCGAAGCGGGCAUCCCCAUUGAGUAUCAUAAGAAAUUCGUGCGGGUGCUUGCAGAGACAGAGAAGGACAUUACCUGGGAAUUUAGUGACGGCUCCACAGCAACAGCAACCUGCGUGGUGGGCGCUGAUGGCAUCCACUCCAGAGUCCGCCAUUACCUCUAUCCCGGCCUCGAGCCAUCCUUUACGAAGAUGGUCAUCGUGGCGGCCGCAGUACCAACAAGCCAGCUACAGGUCCCGAGCAGCUACAACCUCCCAGUGACAAUCCUGAAUCAACAGCAUGGGGCAGUCUUCAUCGCGCCGCAGCUGGGAGACGGCUCCGAGGUGAUGGUUGGCCGGCAGAAGCGCUCAGAGCAGCUGACCCGAGAGGGGUGGGAUGAGCUUCUGAAUAAUAAUAAGGAAUGGUGCAUGGAUUUCCUCCGCCAGGGUUCAGACGACUUCCCGGAGAUCGUCCAGCGCGCUGUGUCGAACAUAACACCCGAGAAGAUCUUUUUAUGGCCGCUCUUCAUUGUUCCUAAGCUUGGAACGUGGACAUCCAGACAUGGCCGCGUGGUAAUUGUGGGUGAUGCCGCGCAUGCGAUUCCCCCGGCUGCUGGCCAGGGUGUCAAUCAGGCGUUUGAGGAUGUUUUUACGUAUUCGUUGAUGCUUGGACGGUCUGACAAGGAUGCUCUUGCGCGAUCACUGAAGGUUUGGCAGACAAGACGACAAGAGCGGAUAGAUAAGGUGCUUGCACUCAACACGUAUAUGGAGAGACGGAGGGUGCCGAGUUUGGAGGAAGAAAAGGACGCCGAGGACGCGCCCCUGGACUUCGCCUCGUUGUACAAGCCGGAUUUCGUAGAAAUAGUGGACACGUGGCUCUCUAAGCACACCUCCUGCUGA
Aspergillus fumigatus Af293 is the source of this 1224-nucleotide messenger RNA. RefSeq names its product putative salicylate hydroxylase. Lineage: Eukaryota; Fungi; Ascomycota; Eurotiomycetes; Eurotiales; Aspergillaceae. Gene Ontology annotation, molecular function: FAD binding; monooxygenase activity. The record is from RefSeq and is a predicted model, not a curated record.